Messenger RNA from Entamoeba invadens IP1, 5727 nucleotides. RefSeq lists its product as hypothetical. Bases 1 to 5727 code for a protein of 1908 amino acids. NCBI's taxonomy places the organism in Eukaryota, Evosea, Mastigamoebida, Endamoebidae. The transcript has a single exon. The record is from RefSeq and is a predicted model, not a curated record. Gene Ontology annotation, molecular function: protein binding.
AUGUUGCUUCUGUUUUCUCUUCUGUUCAUCGGUUCACUCGCUGAGUGUACUUUUGAAAAAGAUGCCACCAAUUCCAACUGUUAUAAAGCAGUUGACCCAACUCAAUGUUAUGGUACCUUAGAAGUCCCCUCUGAUGUAAAUACGAUUUGCACCAAUGGAUUUUUGAAUUCGCGGAUUUCUGCAGUAAAAUUCGCAACAACUUCCCAGGUAACAAUUGGAGAAGCUGGUUUUAAAAAUUCUCCUUCAUUGCAUUCCAUAACUGCAUCUGCUGGAAUUAAAGAAAUUGGAAAUGAGUCUUUUAGUGGCUGUUUUGCUCUUGAAACUUUACCAGAAACCAUUUCUUGGACCAAAAUUGGAAGUAAAGCAUUUUACCAAUGUUAUUCCCUUGGGGAGUUUACUUUAGGAAAUAAACUGACUCAAGUUGGUGAAAUGGCGUUUAGUGAAAGUGGAGUAGUCUCUGUAAACUUACCCAGUUGCACAUUUGGGAAGGGGGCAUUUUUAAAUUGCCAAAAAUUAACAACAGUGACUUUAACAGCUCAUAAAGUACUUGAAGAGAGUCUUUUUGAAAAUUGUAUCAACUUAGAAACACUCUCUGGAAUUGACCAAGUCACUUCUAUUGGAAAGAAAUCACUUGCUGGGUGCCUUUCAAUAAGAAAUUUCACUUUCAAAAAUACAGUGACUUAUGGUGAAUAUGCUUUGAGUGGUUCUGGUCUUGAAAAACUGACUCUAAGUUCCACAACAAUUAAUUUGUCAGUCGGUCUCUUUGCCAAUUGUGUCCACUUAAGAACAGUUGCUCUUGGCGAUAUCACAACUCUUCCAGCAGAACUAUUUUUAGGGUGCAAGAAGCUUGUUGUUGUGUCAACUACUAAUGGAUUGACUUCAAUCGGAAAAGCCGCAUUUAAAGACUGCAAAGCACUCUUUGGAAUACCAAUGACAAACACCAUCACUACACUUGGAGAUAACGCGUUUGAAAAUACCAAUUUUAGAACAUUCAAGUUAAAUGCACAAAUGACGACUAUUGGUAAUUACGUAUUCAAAAAUUGCAAAUACCUUGAAACGAUUGAUUUAAAUGGUAUAUUAAAUAUAUCUGAAGGGAUGUUUGUUGGAUGUGAACGACUGAAAACGAUCAAAGGCAUUGAGAAAGUCACUACAUUUGGAAAAUACGCACUUUCUACACUUAAUUUUGAUAAUUUUGUACUUCCAAGUGGUUCGACAAUUGCUGAAGGUGUUUUUAAAGACUGCAAAAAGCUCAAAACAGUUACUAUAACAGGACACACAACACUUCCUGAUAACUUUUUUGAUGGGUGUGAAUUACUUACAUCAAUAACUGGAUUUGAUUCCAUUACUUCUUUUGGGAGUUAUUCAAUGAGAAACACUGGAUAUCAUAAUAUUCAAUUAAAAAGUGCUGUUACUUAUAACAAAGGCACUUUUUCUAAUUGUUUGUCUUUAAAAAGUGUAACACUCGAAGAAGGUGUUAUUUCAAUUCCCGAAGAAAUGUUUAAAGACAGUGUAAAUUUGGCUUCUUUUAAUUCCUUUGACAAAAUCACGACAUUUGGAAAUCAUUCCUUUUCAAAUACUUUAGUUUCUACAGUGGUGUUAAAAUCAGACGGAUCAAUUACUAUGGGAACGGGUGUUUUCAUGAAUUGUGUGGAACUUAAUUCGUUUACACUUGGCAGUUUAACAAUACUCAAUGACUUUAUGUUUAGUGGUUGCAAGAAGUUAACAACAGUGAAUGGAAUUGAAAAGGUGACUUCGAUAGGAAUGUCGUCUUUUGAAAAUUCAGGAAUUACUAAUUUGAUUGUUUCAACUGCUUUAACAACAAUCAAAGAAGCCGCUUUUAAAGGAAGUGCACUGGUUUCAGUGACAUUGACUUCUUCAGUACAAUUGAUUGGAAAGGCACAAUUUGCUGAAUGUAAACAAUUGGAAACAGUGACAUUAAAUGGAUUCACUCAAUUAACCGAAGAAAUGUUUUCUGAUUGUACUUCCCUUGAUAUUUCUUCUCAGAUUGAUGCUAUUACUUCAUUUGGAAAAAAUUCAAUGCAAAACACCAAAUUGUCUUCGUUCACAUUUAAAUCAACAAGCGUCACUUAUGCAACUCCUUUUAUUUCGAAUUGUAAAUAUUUAAUUACUGUUGAUUUAAAAGAAAAGACUGAACUUGAAGACUAUAUGUUCAGUGGAUGUACAUCACUUACAAAUAUCACAGGUCUCGAUAAAGUGGUUAAAUAUGGAAAUUACUCAUUAAGUGGUACAUCACUUAGAGAAGUUUCUUUAGUCACAGGAAAGACAUAUGGAGAUGGAGUAUUUGCACAAAAUACACAAUUAGAAAUAGUACACGUCUUGACUAAUUUUGUGACUCUUCCCGACUAUACAUUUGCUGGUUGUACUUCUUUAGCCAACUUAGAAAAUGUUGAUCAAAUCACUACAUUUGGUAAAUUUUCGUUGAGUGGGACCAAAUUUGUUUCAUUUACCAUGUCGACCUCAAAGAAAUAUGGAGAUGGACUUUUUAAAGACGCAAAAAGUUUAGCGACUCUAGAUUUUGGAAAUAUUACUGAAGUACCAAAUGACUUUGUUUCAGGAUGCGAGUCUCUUGUGACAUUGAAAAACACGUCCAAAAUUUUAGUAAUCAACAAAAAUGCCUUCAAAAAUUGUAAGAAGUUAGGUGAUAGUGGUUUAUCUUUUUUAAAUAGCGUCAUGUACUUUGGAGAGUAUAGUUUAAGUGGAACAGCCUUAAGAACAGUGCAUUUGAAAACUGAUUCUAUCGUCAAUGAAGGUCUUUUUGAAUCAUGCAGUGUAUUAAAUUAUGUUGAAAUGAACAAUGUAGCAUUCCCAAGUAAAAUAUUCAAAAAUUGUGUUUCACUCUCUGGUGUUGUGCAGUCCAAUAAAGUCGCUUUUGUUGGCGAUGAGGCGUAUCAAAAUGUUCCAUUUGAAGACGUCACUUUAAUAACAAGAACGAUCUAUGGAAGAGCCGUAUAUUCUGGAUGUACACGAUUGCAGCAUGUUACCAAUGAAGGACUGACUAAUAUUGCAGAUGAGAUGUUCAAAGAUUGUGUACUGUUAAGUUCACAUGAAGGUGCAGAUAAAGUGACUUAUUAUGGUGAUUACUCAUUUAUGCAUUGUGGGUUGUCCGACGUCUCUUUAAAUCCAAAAAGUUUAUAUGGGGUCGGUGUCUUCUCUCAAAACCCAAAACUCUCCACUCUCAAAUUAAAAAGUGUUGAAUAUGUUGGAGAAGAAUUAUUUGAAGGUUGUGGACGUAUAUCUUCAUUUAGUGGUCUUUCCACUAUUAAGUAUUUAUACACAAAAAGUUUCUAUGAAUGUUCAUCAAUGAUUAGAAUUGAUUUAAAUAUUAUCAUCUCGAUGUCUGAAAACGUAUUUUCGAAUUCGCUUGUGUCUGUUACUUCGACUCAAACACAUUCACCACUUUCGACGAUUGAUUCGUUCGCGUCUAACACUAAAGUUUAUGUCACAAAUGAUUAUAAUGAUCUCUACUUCGCUAAUAUUUUUGUUGGACAAACAGCUAUGAGCUGCACGCAAUUGCAAUACUUCGACGUCGCCACACAAAGUUGCAGAGCCUGUGAUGGAACAUAUUACAGUCUUGGUGGUUUUUCCACUUCUUGUGAUUAUGAUCAGACUAAUUGUCUUAGGACUAAUGCAAAUUGCUCACUUUGUAUCGGUUCAACAUGCCAACAAUGUAAACCGACUUUCUAUUUAGAGAGUGGCGUCUGUAAAACAGUUGAUUGUGGCAGUGGUAUUUAUUAUGAAGGGAAAUGUGUGCCAAUUUGUAAAUCAAAUGAAGAACUCGUCAAUUAUGUUUGCACUCCAAAAUGCACAACAACACAAGAAAGAAUAGAUGGUGUGUGUUAUACCAAAUGUGCUCUCAAUGAAGAGAGAGUGGGAACUACUUGUAAGACGCCUUGUGGUAUUGAUCAAAUAAGAUAUACAGACGAUACUUGUGGUGAUAAAUGUCCAGUUACACAAGAAAUAGUCAGUAGUGCUUGUGUUGAUAAAUGUGAAGCAACUAAAGAAAGAAUAAAUGGCACCUGUGUUGAAAAGUGUUCAAAUACUCAAGAAAGAAUCAAUGGAAUAUGUCAACUCAAAUGCGCUGAUGGAAAGGAAUUAUAUAACAAUAAUUGUGUCGAUCUCUGUAAAACUUAUUUCACAAGAAAUGAGAGUGGACUUUGUGAACAACACUGUCCCACUGGGUGGAUUGUGCAAGGAGAUAAAUGCCUUGAACAUUGUGAUGACACUGAGGACAGAAUUGGAGAUGUUUGUAUGAAGAAGUGUGAUGCCACCACACAAAUUAGAGAUGAUACUUCUCAUUUAUGUGUAUGUAAAUCAGAUUAUGAGUUGAUAGCUGGUAAAUGCUUGAAAAAGUGUGAUCCAACGACACAAGAUAGAUAUGAAGAUCAAUGCAAGACGAAAUGUAUAGAAAAUGAAGUGAGAAAUAGCGACACUGGAAUAUGUGAAUGCAAAGGGAGUUAUGAAACAGUAAAUGAAAAGUGUUUGUUAAAAUGUGACCCAUUUACAACUGAACGAUAUGGCGAAGAGUGUAAAACGCUUUGCAAAGUUAACGAACAUAGAAAUAUGGAGACUGGAAAUUGUGAAUGUGAUUCUGCAUAUGAAUACAUUUCAAAUGUUUGCACAUUAAAAUGUGAUCCUUAUACACAAACUCGAGAUGAAAAUACAAAGGAGUGUAUCUGCAAUUCUAAUUACGACUCGAUCAAUGGAAAAUGCUUAGCUAAAUGCAAUCCACUUACCGAAGACAGAUUUAAUGAAGAAUGUAAGACAAAAUGCAUCGAAAACUCACAUAGAAAUACUAACACUGGAGAAUGUGAUUGUGAUUUUAACUUUGAAAAAUACAAUGGAAAGUGCUUAACAAAAUGCGACUCACAAACGGAAGACAGAGUCGGCGAGACUUGUAAACCAAAAUGUGUUGCAAAUGCGCAUCGAAAUCAAUUGACAACGGAGUGCGAAUGUGAUACAAAUUAUGAUUUGGUCAAUGAAAAGUGUUUAUAUCAAUGUUUGACGACUGAAGAGAGAGUUGGGGAGGUUUGCAUGACGAAGUGCAAAGAGCACGAAGAACGCAAUUUGCAAACAAAUGUCUGUCAGUGUAUAACUGGCUAUGAAAUAUUCAAUAACAAGUGCGCAUUGAUUUGUGAUCCAAAUGAACAACAACGCGACGAAACCACUGGAAAUUGUUUAUGUAAAAAUGGCAAAGAAGCUGUUGGUACAAAGUGUUUAGACCCGUGUACAGGAGACACUGAAAGAGUUGGCGAAGACUGUCUUGCAAAAUGCAAAGAAAAUGAAGUUAGAAAAGACCGAGUCUGUGUAUGCAAAGAUGGGUACGAGUUCUAUGAGUCUGUUUGUCUAUUAAAGUGUAAGAAAAAUCAAGAGAGAAAUCCAACUACCAAAAAGUGUGAAUAUAAUUGUGGUGAAGGGACAGAACCCGUUGGAGAAGAAUGUCUUCCUGUAUGUGAAAAGGGAUAUGAAAGACAAAACGGGCAAUGCACGCGAGUUGUUUGUGACCAAGGAAAAGUAUGGGAAAACGGGGAAUGCGUUGAUGUUAAAUGUGACGAAGGACAAUAUUUAGAAGAAGGAGUUUGUAAGUACUGUAAAGUGGUAUAUCCAAAUGAUUGUACUACAGAUGAAUGCAUACAAUGUAAGAAUUCUUCAAAUUACUCAAUUGGUGUGACAAUACUUUUGGUGAUAGUAACUUUAUUGUCACUCUAA